Molecule: messenger RNA, 1360 nt
Organism: Sinocyclocheilus anshuiensis
Lineage: Eukaryota; Metazoa; Chordata; Actinopteri; Cypriniformes; Cyprinidae
Product: zinc-binding protein A33-like
Exons: 6
Coding region: 1-1353 (450 amino acids)
Molecular function (GO): protein binding; zinc ion binding
Source: RefSeq, a predicted model, not a curated record
AUGGAUUCACAAUCUGAAGACGAUUAUAUGUGUCCUGUGUGUCGGGAUAUUUUCAUGGACCCUGUUAUUUUAUCAUGUAGUCACAGUUUCUGUAAAGUGUGUCUUCAACAGUUCUGGAAAACUAAGACAAUUCAGGAGUGUCCUGUCUGCAGGAGUAGAUACUCAAAAACUGAACCUCCAUGUAAUUUCAAGUUAAAGAACUUGUGCGAGUCGUUCCUGAAAGAGAGAAAUGAGAGGCGUUCAUCAGGAUCUGAGGAGUUCUGCAGUUUACACAGUGAGAAACUCAAACUCUUCUGUCUGGAGGACAAACAGCCGGUGUGUUUAGUGUGCAGAGAUUCACAGAAACACAUCAAUCACACAUUCAGACCCAUCAGUGAAGUGGUUUCAUCAUAUAAGGAGAAGCUCAAUGCAGCACUGAAAUCAUUACAAGAGAAACUGAAUCACAAUGAAACAACGAAAGGAGAGUUUGUGAAAAGAGUUCAACACGUUAAGUCUCAAGCUGAGCACACAGAGCGUCAGAUUAAACAGCAGUUUGAGAAGCUUCAUCAGUUUCUCAGAGAUGAAGAAGAAGCUACAAUCACUGCACUGAGGGAGGAAGAGGAGCAGAAGAAGCAGAUGAUGAAGGAGAAGCUGGAGGAGAUGAACAGACACAUCUCAGCUCUUUCAGACAGAAUCAAAGACAUGGAGGAGAUGAUGCAAGCCAGUGAUGUCUGCUUUCUGAAGGAGUUUCCAGUCUCAAUGGAAAGAGUCCAGAUCUCAUCACAGCCGGAUCCACAGACGCCUUCUGGAGCUUUGAUUCAUGUGCCGUGUUAUUUGGGUAACCUGCCGUUCAGAGUCUGGAGGAAGAUGCAGGACAUCGUCCAGAACACUCCUGUGAUUCUGGAUCCAAACACUGCUCAUCCACGUCUCGUUCUGUCUGGUGAUCUGAGCAGUGUGACAAACAGCGAGAACAAACAACCUCUUCCUGAUAAUCCAGAGAGAUUUGGCUAUUAUCACUGUGUUCUGGGUUCAGAGGGUUUUAACUCAGGAACACACUGCUGGGAUGUGGAGAUUAAAGAGAGUUUUUGUUGGAGUCUUGGAGUAACUGCAGCAUCAAACCAGAGGAAGGGACAUGAUUUCUUUAACACUGGUGUCUGGAGUGUACAAUAUGAACUGUCUGAACUGUUUGGCGUUCGUGUUAAACAGAAGCUUCAGAGGGUGAGAGUUCAGCUGAACUAUGACAGAGGAAAGGUGUCAUUCCAUGAUCCUGUAACAAACAAACAUCUACACACAUUCAAAAACAACUUAACUGACACAGUCUUUCCAUUCUUCUGUUGUUAUUCCCCUCUGAGGAUCUUACCGUUAAAUCAUUAGUAAACGU